Molecule: messenger RNA, 1385 nt
Organism: Camellia sinensis
Lineage: Eukaryota; Viridiplantae; Streptophyta; Magnoliopsida; Ericales; Theaceae
Source: RefSeq, a predicted model, not a curated record
GGGUCAUAAAUCUUUCAUGAUCAUUUUUAUGAAAAUUUUUUCAUCAUACCUAGCAUUGCUCUAAAUUGAUCACCUCCACUGGUGCCCGGUUCUGUAUUUAGUGCGCUCAUUCAUUCAUUCAGAAAAAAAGACAGAAACACAGAAAGAAAGAAAGAGAGACAUAUAUAUAUAUAUAUAGAGAGAGAGAGAGAGAGAGGAUGGAGGGGAGGGGUGGUUGCUGUAUUGCGCGGUACGCUGGCGGCGAUAUGUCGAAGGUGGACCGUAUAAUGCUCAGAUUCCGUCCCAUCGCACCGAAGCCGGCGACUGGUGGGUCAGUUUCCGGCGGUUCUACGAACAACGAAGUGUACGUCGGAAGUGGAGGACGAGGUAAGCGAAGGUACGUUAGAGAUGCAAACAACAACAACGGCACUAGUAAAAGGAAAAGAAAGACCUCCUCCUCCUCCUCUACGGAGGAAACUGAAACUGACCCACUUCACAAGACCACCAGUUGUGGUGGUGGUGGUGGUGAGUCAGUUUCUGGCGGAGUUACGGUGGUGACACUGCCUUUGUUGCCGGAGACACCCGACUGGAAAAAGUCACCGGUCAGGGGGGGGUCUCCGAGUAGUAACCAUUCUGAUCUGAGUCUGACUAGUGCUGAAAAAGCACCACAGAAGAAGAACGAAACAAUCUGGUUAAACUUUAGCAACAACAACGAUAAUAGUAGUAAUAAUUAUGCAUCGUCGUCGAGGCAAGUGUCUUUCGGGUUAGAUCAGACGGUGGAGGUGGCGAUGCCGCAGCCGGUGAGGCUGCUGGGGUCGAUCGUGACGGUGGAAUGCGUGACCGACACGUGGGUUGAAGGUUGCGGUCUGGGGCGUACGGACGAGGAGAGGAUGAGGAAUCUGGAGAGGGACACGUGCCCGGGGUUCAUAUCGGACGGCCUGAAUCGCGUCGGGUGGACCAACGGGGCGUACAGGGAGAUGGUGGACCAUGAUGGUGGGGUUGGAGGGGUACCGGUGAUGGUUUGGUUGGUGAUGAAGGAGAGGGUGCCGAUAACGUACCCGGCCUUCACCUGCAAGGUGAGGCUGCAGUACAUGUGUGGGAAGGAGGCGACCUCCAUCACGGUGCCUUGUGAUGUGUGGAAGAUGGACGGUGGAGAUUUUGCAUGGAGACUGGAUGUCAAGGCUGCUCUCAGUCUCACUCUGGGUCUGGGUCGGUAAAAACGAUCUGCACCGUAGAUCAAAAAGCUAAAGCUAGAACUCUUCCAACCACUGAUGACGAGCCCUGACGAGACGAGAGUGAAGAAACAAACAGUAAAAUUGUAAAUAUCUUUGUGGGGUUUGGUUGGUUGUGUUUUUUGUGAUAGAUAUAUUUCUGAAUUGUACUUAUUUACUGUUACGUUCUAGCUC